CUUUAAGCCCUGAUGGGGGACGAGUGCAAAGCUCAAUCUCACACCCUACACAGGCCAGCGACCUGCCUCAGGGCAUGGCUCAGAUCCAACUCAUUUAGUCAUCCCUUAGCGAGGCCGGGUAAAACCUCCCUACGAGGUGUUGAAGAUCGUCCGCGACGAUAUUAUCGCGAGGCCGAGGUAAGCCGUCCAUCUCGACGCACUCCUAUACAUCCGUCUUCCACGACGCGAUCUCAUUUCCUCUUCCACGAGGCCGAGGUAAGCCGUCCACCACGACGCACUCCCAUCCGUCUCCCACGACGUGAUUUUAUUUCCUCUUCUACGAGGCUGAGGUAAGCCCUCCCCGCGAGGCACUCCAGAUCGUCCGCGACGAUAUUAUCGCGAGGCCGAGGUAAGCCGUCCAUCUCGACGCACUCCUAUAUAUCCGUCUUCCACAACGUGAACUAUUUGCUCUCGGAUCUAAGGCGAGGGGUGCAUCCUUUGUGCCUAUCUCACAUACCCGAGCAGCUCUCAUUUGAAGACCCCGGUCUCACUAAGGAUGACGUCAAGGUUUGUUCUAGACCAGACUACUACACGAUCGGCGCACUCCGUUGAUCAUGCCUAUCUGUUGUCCAAAGCUUUGGACCCAACUCAUACGUUGACUUACUUUUCUCGGCCGUGUGGUGAUCGGUCCAUCCGAGCCCGCGAGUGCCUUGUGUUCUUUGUUGAACUUAUUUUGCAGGUUUGAAGGAUGAAAAGGCUAGGCUCAGCCUUAGCCACCGCGUGAGGCACUCUAGCUCGGCCUCAUCCGCUCAAGCUCGGCCUCAUCCACUCAAGCUCGGCCUCAUCCGCUCGAGCUCGGCCGCAUCCGUUCAAGCUCAGCCUCGACCACCUCAUGGGGUACUCGAGCUCGGCCUCGGCCUCGGUCAUCUCGUGAAGGGGCCAAAGACUCCCAACGGAGCCGAGCAUGGACACUACUCCCCUUCGCCUCGAAAUUCUUCUUCGGCUUAGGGAGUGGGGGACUCCGGGUGCUCGGCUCGUGAUUGUUACAUCUCACAUCGUGAGAGGUUGGCGAUUGACAACACCGACCUUGUAUCAGACCGCAGCUGUCCGUGUCGGUAUGCACUCGUCGGCAAUACACUAUGAUGAAUAGCCCUCGACUCCGGACAACGAGUCCGGGGGACUUGAAGAUCACCUCUUCUGAAAUUUACACAGAAGACCUCACCCCCUAGCAAUAUUUUCUUGAUCCACUCCGUGGGAUGAGAUGUACUCUUUUCUUGACCGAGGAUUUUUUCCCAUCCUCAUGGGUUUUUUCCUCGGCAAGUUUUUAAUGAGGCAUCCCCCGUGGAAUGGGUCACACAUUGACGGGAUUGUGAGAGGAUGACGACUUAUUCAUGCACUCUGAACAGCAAACCGACGAUGCCCUUUGUACGAGAGCAGAACCUUUCAAGACAAUGAGCAGAUUGGGGCAUACUUUUUUACCGUGCCGCUCCGGACAGCGAGUCGGCAGCGCACAUCGUGCUCAGUGCUACGAUUUCUUUUACUUGGCCACUAUGGACAACGAGUCGGCAAUGCACCUCAUAUCCAUGGAUGCAGAUUCUUUCACCUUGCCUUACUCGGAGCAGCGAGUUGGCGUUGCAUUUCGAGACAAAUGGCGUCGCUUGCCUUACUUCACCGUGCUCAGGACAGCGAGUUGGCGGUGCAGUCCAGACAGCAAGGAGGACGGUGUCCCUCCGUGGAGAAUUAUGGUUCUACUUCCACUUCACCUCGAGUUCCUCUCGGCUCGAGAAGUGGGGGACUCAUGAUGGAUACCCGAGACAGGGGGUAUCCGGU
Cuscuta campestris is the source of this 1809-nucleotide messenger RNA. NCBI's taxonomy places the organism in Eukaryota, Viridiplantae, Streptophyta, Magnoliopsida, Solanales, Convolvulaceae. The record is from the annotation of a GenBank genome assembly.